Messenger RNA from Chara braunii, 1211 nucleotides. The record is from the annotation of a GenBank genome assembly. NCBI's taxonomy places the organism in Eukaryota, Viridiplantae, Streptophyta, Charophyceae, Charales, Characeae.
AUGGUCGACACGGUCGUCGUGGUGUYGAACAAUGAUGGCCGUCGUGUUGAACACGAUCGUCGUCGGGUCCGACACGAUGGUCGUCGUGUCAAACACGAUCUUCGUCGUGUCCGUCACGGUCGUCGUCGUGUCUAGCACGCUGGUGGUCGUGUCGAACACGAUCCUCGUCGUGUCGAACACGAUCGUCGCCGUGUCGAACACGAUCGUCGCCGUGUCGAACACAAUCGUCGCCGUGUCGAGCACGAUGGUGGUCAUGCCGAACACGAUCGUCGCCGUGUCGAACACGAUCGUCGUCGUGUCGAACACGACCGACGUCGUGUCGAACACCACCACCAUCGUAUCGAGCACGGUCGUCGUCGUGUCCGACACGAUCGUCGAUGAUGGUCGUCGGGUCCGCCACGAUCGUCGUCGGGUCGGACACGAUGGCCGUCGUGACGAGCACGGUGGUCGUCGUGUCCACCACAGUCGUCAUCGACACGAUCGUCGUCGUGUCCGACAUGAUCGCCGUACGGUGGUCGUCGUGUCGAACACGACGGUCGGUCUAGUCCUGACGCCGUCGUCGUGUCGAACAAGAUGGUCGUCGAGUCCUGACGCCGUCCUGUCGAACACGAUCGUCAUUGCCACGAUCGCCGUCGUGACGAGUACGGUGGUCGACGUGUCGAACACGAUGGUCGUCGAGUCGGACAUGACCGUCGUCGUAUCCAACACGUUUGCCGUCCAGUCGAGGGCCCUCGUGUCGAUGACCGUCGUCGUGUCGAGAUCGGUCGUCGAUCAUGACCAUCGUCGUGCCGAGAGCGGUCGUCGGCACGUCUUGUGCAUGGCUUGUGGUGUGCAUGCUAUGCCACGACAGRCUUGCAACACAAACUUGGAAAGCAUGGACUGUGUGGCGUCUAAUACAAUGCUCAAUGAGGAUUUUCCUCCACCGCACCUGCCAAUGUGUUCACAAGAUGUUCGAAGUGGUCACGAACGUGUUGAUAAUGCUCCGGAAUCUCCUGCUCAUAAGAGGUCACGAAAUAUUGCRUGUGCAAACACUACAUGUGAAAGUGCGUAUCCCAUCCUUCGAUGCCCGGUUCGAACCUAUGAUGCAGAAAGUGCUGAAGGUCAGGAGGGUAAGGCCUCCUCUACUGACAGCGGCGCAUCCGAUGUAGAUCGUGUUGUAUGGGUGCCGAGGAGUUUACUUCGAGAUUUCGAGUACACAGGUCUUCUGUUUG